AUGAAGAAACUUUUUGCCAGUGGGCGCGACAAACUUCGAGCAGCAACGAGGCAGCAAAAGGUGAUCCCGCACAGAGAUGUUUCGGAUUUUGUCAUCGACGAUGAUGCACCACUUAUUCAUGAAUGCCCCGGUGUGAGGCUUGCCUCCACCGGUCCGCCGUUCCCGCCGCGCGUUUUAGACAUGCAAUCUAACGAAGGAAAGGUGACUUUAAGAAGAUCGCGCAGUCCGUAUCCUCAGUUUGCAGUGCCUCCGAUAUCACCGAGCCGCUCGUCUUCCCUAGCUUCGAUUCCACCUGUAAUAUUACCACCACGUUCCAGCAGCCCAUACAGCGUUACAAGUCACACCACCACUCCAGCUACGCCCACACCCACCUCCCAGACUAACCCAAACCCAACCCAUGAGGAUACACUACUUGUGCGUCCCAAACAACCUUCAGGGGACCACUGUGACUGGGAGGUGCUAUCUGAGCCCCCUGUCCCUUCUAGUCCGUAUCCUCAGUUUGCAGUGCCUUCGAUGUCAUCGAGCCGCUCGUCUUCCCUAGCUUCGAUUCCACCUGUAAUAUUACCACCACGUUCCAGCAGUCCAUACAGCGUUACAAGUCACACCACCACACCACCUACGCCCACGCCCACCUCGCAGAAUAACCCAAACCCAACCCAUACCGUGCGGAGAGACGGACGCAAGAUCCAGAAGACGCAGCCGAUACCCGCUGCAAUUGGUGUACUGAAGUCCCUUGAUCUACAUCUGGAGCGUGCCCUGCAACAGCCACACCGGCACCAUGUCCACGAAGUACCAGAUGAUUCCUUUUCAGUUGAACACAGGGACAGGGCAGAGAAGAAGGAGAGGAAGAGUUUCUGGGAUGGGAUUAUCUGGGACAGGGACAAGGACAAGGAGCGCGGACGUGAUGAAGAGCGUGAAACUCGUGAGAAGGAAAAGGGAAGAGAAAAGGACGAGGAAGGACGAGAUCGCAUUUGGCGCAAGGAAUAUAAUCCCUCAGAGCUGACGCGCAUGAUCGGGUACCUUACGGCGACCUCAUCGGAGGACUGGACGCUCGUGCUCGAGGUCUGCGAGCGCGCAUCAGCUACUGAAGCGAAUGCCAAGGAGGCUGUGAAAGCCCUUCGGAGGGAAUUCAAAUAUGCAGAGCCUAAAUCUCAAUUAUCUGCUGCUAGGCUAUGGGCAAUAAUGAGAACAAACCUUGUCGUUAGAAAACAACUAAUGGAGGUGCUCGCAGCUGCCGCCUUCAUCACUAGUUCACGUCCCAACCUCUCGCCUUUCUCGCCUAAAAAUCGCGACUGUGAUAGGGAUGGUUUCCGUGCCCUAUGGAUGCGAUUGAAGCCCCCUGAUAAGCCUGAUGUGGGCAUUCCAUUCGACACCGAUGUUAUGUUUAUCCCCCCUAUAGUUCGUCCACCGAUAGAGGAGCGGCUGUCGAGGAAGAGUCACCAGCUCGGUGUCAUUCCUCCCGAAGAGGACAUGAAGCGCUUAUUCCAGGAAUGCAAGAUCGCGAAAGGAUAUGCGACUUUCUUUAGCGAGAUGCUUGCAUACGCGACGCCAGAACAGAUAGAAGGGAGGCUGAUACAUGAAUUUUUGAUGAAGUGCCGCGAGUCACAAGAACUCAUAUAUACCCAAAUUCCAUGGGCGUCUGCAGGCGCUGAACGGCCGCGCAAUAAGCGAGAAAGGAAUGCAGAAGGAAAUAGACCUACGAAAUCGCAGCCCGACAUCCAAUUCAGUUCUCUGCCAAGUCGAGAUUACCAUGGUAUGGAUACUAAUGGAGAUGCAGAGGAACAGACUUUGGAGGAGCAGCUUCUUGACGCGUUACUUGAUGCGGAUGAGGUGGUGUCUGAGGCGUUGAGAAUGUAUGAUAUUGUUAUGCGGGUUGUGGAGGAGCGUAAGGCUGUUGAGAUUAGUAGCAGGGACGUGAAGAUGGAUCGAAGACACAUUGAAAUGGAGUAUCUUGGACAAUUUCACCGUCAUUAUGGAGAAGGCUUCUCUCGCGUGCCAUCACCGAUAUCACCACCCACCUCAUGCACGCCAUCACCACAUGCAUCACACAUGCCAUCACCGCCUACCUCACUCCGCCAACUCGAUCUUCUUCCCGUUGUUCCCUCACAAACCCAUGUCUUUCGGUUCUUCCCUGCCCACUCGCACUACGGCCCACCAUCACCUCACAACAACAAGACUCAAGUAACUUGCACUUUACCCUCGACACAGCAGGUAUUGCGUCCAGCCUCGCCGUAG
Molecule: messenger RNA, 2235 nt
Organism: Suillus subalutaceus
Lineage: Eukaryota; Fungi; Basidiomycota; Agaricomycetes; Boletales; Suillaceae
Exons: 13
Coding region: 1-2235 (744 amino acids)
Biological process (GO): actin filament organization; endocytosis; actin cortical patch localization
Cellular component (GO): actin cortical patch
Molecular function (GO): ubiquitin binding; phosphatidylinositol binding
Source: RefSeq, a predicted model, not a curated record